Stylonychia lemnae is the source of this 7062-nucleotide messenger RNA. The record is from the annotation of a GenBank genome assembly. Lineage: Eukaryota; Ciliophora; Spirotrichea; Sporadotrichida; Oxytrichidae.
AUGAUCCUUGGUAUGACUUCCACAGAGUGUAAUGAUCACAUUAGAUUGAAUGGCUUUGAUGCUGAUGCAAGUGGAAACUUUUUGAUUGCAGGUUAUGUCAAAUCAACUUCAACAUAAUGCUCGAUGCUUAACAAUGGGGUCUCAGCUUAAACUGGCUUUCUAAUGCAUUUAGAUAACAAAGGAACUUUACCAUCAAAUCCAGUUUUUAAUGAUGCAGAUGUUUUUACAGUACUUCUGGGAACUCUAUAGUACAUGAGAAUAGCUAAAUUGACUCUUGCUACAGGAGUAUAAACAUUAGAGAAAAGUUUAGAUUUUUAUUCUGCAUCAGGAGCUACAAAUGAUGGGUUUUCGUUGCAAAUUGAUCCAUAUAACUCAAAUCUCUACUUUGUAGGAACUAUAAAAUCUUCCACAUAUUACGCUAGUGAUUUUGAAAGAUAUUUGAUGCGCUUUGAUUAAUCUCUAAAUUUACUAUUAUUUACUAGAGUUAGAGGUAAUAGUGCAAAUUCAGCUUAUUACAACUUUGGGAUUGAGUUUACCACAACUUCUAUUUACACGUUUGAUAAAUACUAUACCUCAGCCUCUGCUUAUAGAUCUUCAGUCCAAUAGCUAUUGAAAUCAGAUUUAUCAGUUACUAGUGAGUGUACCUGGUACAAUACAUUAUCAAGCUUGAAAAGAGGAGUAUUUAGAAUAAAUAGCGAUUAAACUAAAUGGUAUUCAGGCACUUAUGUUGAUGCAACUAACAACUAUUUUUCAAUUUAAAUAGGAACAAUGUCAACUAACACUCUUAUAUCAAAUAGAUAAUUGAAUGCAGUGAUAUUGUAUCCCUAUAUGGAAAUAGACCCAUCCACUGAAAAUAUUGUCCUUAUUUCUAUCAUUGAAAAUUUGAUAGUAACAUAAAGUCUCAUUAAUAAGGGAGCAACAUCACCUAAUGAAUUCCCAAGAAUCUUCGGAAAAUUAUCUGGUUCAUAUAUCUAUUAUGCAUUAGAUCUAGAUUAGUAUAUAUCUACUUCAUUCAAGCUUAGAGCUGUUACUUCCGGGGCUUCGAUAACCACAUAAAGUAACACCUUUACUGAUUCUCCAUUAGCUUCAAGUUCUUAUUUUCCAAUGUAAGAUCUGAAAUUUUCAUAAAAUUGUGCUCUGCCUUUUACAAUUACUCCACCAGAAGUAUUCCUCAAUGCAACAACCGAUCUAGAUAAUUUUGGAUAAUUAAAAGUUACCUAAUGCAAUGGAUAUCCUUUUACUAUCACAGCAUUGAAAAAUGGAACAGGUGCUACUUUACCGCCAGAUGUUACAUUUGAUACUACUACAAAGGUUAUUACUGCUAAAUUUAAUUCCAAUAAUCUUUAAAACUAUAUUGGAGGAUGGCCAUUAAGAAUAGAUGCAACCCUCUAUGGAAUAACAGGAUAUAAUCUUGGAUAUCGAUUAGCAGCAGCACCAGAUUAAGCAAAAGUGAUAGAUCCGACAAUACCAAAUCACGAUGUUUCUAGUUGUGAUGAAACUCCUUAUCCUUUAUUUUGGGGUAAAGGCACAUCAAAUAUGGCUAUAUAUUACUCUACUUUUGAUGAUUAUGGAAAUUUUUUAAUUACUGGAUACUCAAUCAAAUUAGAUCCAUUUUCGAAGACUGAUGUAAAUAAUGAAAACGGAUUUGUUUCUUUAAUUGAUUAAAGAGGAGCAAUCUAUUGGACAUAUAGACUUGAUGAUACAGAAGAUGCUACUAAUGGUGAAUACUGCUAUUAUGCUAUACAAAAUGGCAUGUAUGUUUGGGCUCAAUGUAAUGGAGCUAAUAGCUUAUCUAAAGAAACUCAUUAUCCCUUACUUGUAAAAAUGCACCAUGAUAGUGGUAGAGUUCUUUAUUGGAGAGCUGUGCCUAUAUAAGCUUAUACUAGUUAUAGAGGAUAAGUAAACUCUAAUCGUAAUCUUGUCUUAAUCAAGUUUGAUGAAACCACCUUUCGAACUGAAUAUGCAAAAUUCUAUUCGACAAGUGAUACAGCAGAAAAACAAUUGAGAAUUUAUUUUGAUUAAACAGCUGAUUAUAUCUUCGAGAUGAGAAACUAGGGCUCAUCAAAUCUAAAUCAAUUCCUACAGAUUUAAUUGUCAACUGGAGCGUUUUUACGAUAUGUUAAUUUAAAUGCUGGUAUUCAGGAAUUGCACAGUGGAUGCUUCUUUUAAAAUGAUAAAUUUAUUGUACCAUCUAUUGCUUCUGGUACACCGUCUGCUGUUAAUAUUAUAACCUUAUAUAAAUCUAAUCUCAGUGUAUUCAAAGAUUAGAAAAUUACUUUUAAAUCUGGCUAUGUAGUUAGUAAUGUAAUGGUAGCAACAGACAAUGAUAAUAAUAUUUAUAUUUCAGCAGCAGGUACCGACAUAUUUUUCUUCAAAUUAAACCCUGAUUUCUCUUUGAAUAAAUAAAGCUAUUGGGAAGCACCAUUUGAUUACAGAUUAACCAAUAUAUAAUUUCACAAUGGAAACAUGUUUUAUGUUUAUUAAGAGGAUAUUGGUUCCACAUUUGUUUCAAGUUUUAUUCUUAAAGAAUCAUAAUCCUCUGGAUUUUAGAAUUUAAACUGUUUUGACCCUAUGCUUCUUGCGCCCACGGAUACUACUAUAUAUGCUACAUUAUCUUAGCCAUCAAGGACUUAUACUGUAAUGACUCCACUUGAUAUAGAUGAAGUGGAUUUAAUUUUUGAUAACACAAACUGGGAUUAUUUUACACCUUAAUAUUACUCCAAAGAUCCACUGAGCACUACGAUUGAAGUAUUAUCCUAAAUUGGGAAUAAAGCAUACCCAUAUACUCUUCCAGGAAAUAAUUGUCAGGGUAGACCCUGGUCUAUGACAUUAAUGUCAGGAGUAACAGCAACUACUCCAACAUCAUGGGUUGUAUGGGAUAAUGUUUAAUCAAUAAUCGUUUAAACAAACACUCCUUCAUAUCCGGGUACUUUAAGUGUAAGAUUAAGAUACUUCGAUACUACAAGUGGUAAUACCUCGUUAUCUAUUAAAGAUAAUCCAAUAUUUAUAAGAUUGGUGAAGUCUGACAAUGUAACUCUAUCACAAUCAAAUAUUUCAUAUUGUUGGCAAAAUAUCUAUCCAAUUGGCUAUAGUUGUGAAACUCAAGGGAUGUUUAGUAACUUAUAAUCCUUUUUCGUAAACAAAGAUGACAUGAAUAUAUUAUUAGGUGGAGAAGUUUAGAGUAAUAGCCACCAUAUUUUUGUCAUUGAUGGUAUAUCAGAUGCCUUUCUGUAAAGAUCAUCUGAAACUGGCUUUGUUGAAUGGAUUAGCACCUAUUAUUCUAGUCAUGGCGUUCAAGAUAAAAUCCAUUCAAUAACAAUGACGGGAGGUUGGAUAUAUUGCUUUUAUUCAGCUUCUACUUCUGUUAGUAUUGAUAUUAGAAGUAAUGGUAUCCUAAAAAUUACAUAUGCUGAGGGAAAAUUAAUCUGGGCAAGAAAAUUAGUAGUAUAAAAUCCUAUAGAUUCUGCAACUUUAUAUGUCAACGUGAUAUGGGAAAUGGCAUAUGAUCCUCUUAAUCCGUCUAAUUUUUUAGCAAAUGUUGAAAUGCUAUGGAAUACUAAUAUCCCAGUUUCAUGGGCUAUUAUGUUCAGAGAUGACGGAAUUGGUUUAGUCACUAGAUUUAACAUAUUAUCUAAACCUGUGUAUGCUCUCAGUAAUGCUAUUGUGCCUAGUUAGGUUGUUUUUCAUACGACUUAAAAUUUCGUUUUUAUCUCUUAAGGAAAUUUUUUUAGCCAAAAUACUUAAUAAGAUAUGGCAAUAAUGAAGGUAAACUCGAUUACUGGUAAUGUUAUUUGGUCAAGGAUUUACAAUAAUAAUAUGGGUCCUUCAUCAGGAUCACCUUAUUACGCUUCACUUGCUCUUAAUACGUACACAGGCUAUCUUUAUUUAGGAGCAAUGACCACAGAUUUGCACUUAGCUCAGUUAGAUUAGAAUGGAAGCUAGUUCUACUUUGGAUAUGAAUAAGAAAAAUUCAUUUCAUUAUCUUUUGGAGCUGGAGAAAUGGUUAUACAUAGAAAAUCAAUAAAGUACUACGAACAAGGAUAAUUUGAGUGUCAUUCAUUUUCAAUAUAUGCAACUAAUCCCUCUGUGCAAGCAACUUACUCGCUAACAAGAGGUAUAUCUCCACCAUCCUAAGUUGACAUAGAUGCUAUAGUAGUAAUCAGUGGAAAUUAAGUUACAAUACCCAUAACAGCAAGUUUGUUUCGUUAAUGUUAAGGAGUAAGUAUGACCAUAAGUUCGAUAAAAUAUGAAAAUGGGCUAACAUCAAGCUCUGUUUCUCAACCUUUAAUAUCAAUAUCUGGGACAAGUUCCAUAACUAUUGAUGCAAGAAAUUAGCCUCCAUAUCCAGGAUUUAGAAAUUUCAUUGCAAAUGUAUGCACCUCAAUAAAGAAUAAAUGUACAGAUGUUUAAAUACCAAUAAUUAUUUAUCCUUCUGCGGUUCCUAAUAUUAGCAGAACUGCAGCUACUAAAAUCUGCAAAAAUAAUCCAACUUACCCUAGAAUAAUAGGAGAUCCCUCUCCAUAUACAUUUAUUGUAGGAGCUGACAUUGAUGAAGAUAAUGGAAAUAUUAUUAUGUGUGGAGCCAAUUUGAAUCCUAAGUAUAGACCUUAGUAAUAUUCUGGCACAAAUAAAGAUGCAUUAAUGAUCAUGUAAGAUAAUAAUGGCAAAAUUAAUUGGGCUCAUGUAAUGAGAAAAACAAGUGGAGAGCAUAACUAUUACUCUGACUGCAAAUUUAUUCCAAAUUCAUAUAUAAUAGCUUUGGCACUAUUGAUUACUACUCCAAAUUAACUUGUAUUAGCUGCUUUUGAUUAUAAUUCAGGAAAGUAUAUAUUCAUUAGAUAAAUUCCAGGAGCCAUGUCUGAUAUUCCAGAACUUAAUAAGAUUUUAAUAGAUACUGCUAAAAAUGUUCUGUAUAUCUUAUAUACGAAAGAAUCGUAUAAAAAUUCAAUCCUUAAGAUUAGUUUAGCCUAGAAUUAGCCUACUCUAUUAUACAGUACAAAUAUUGGUUAUUCAACUACUGGAUACUAGUAUUUAAGGAGUCUGUCUGUCCCGAUUAUCAAAGAUUACAUUUAUGCUAUGACUUAAGUAUUUGAAAAUUCAAAAUGGUACUACAUUGUUGCUAAAAUUAGAAAAACAGAUGGAGUUAUAGAAAAUUAUGUUCAUCAUCUAUAUAGUGACAAUGAUUAUUGGGUCUGUUCUUGCUUAAAUAAUGAGGAAAAUACAUAUUCAAGUAUAGUUGAUAAAACUUCUGGAGAAACUAAUUAUUAUACCAUUACCUUAAGGAUGUACAAUGACACUCUCUAUCCGACUUUAGGAAAAGCGAUUAAAAUUUAUAUGACAUAGAACAUUUAUCACUCAAGUUUAGAUUAUGAUUCUUAAAACAUUUACUUAGUAUGCUCAUUUUAUGCUGACUCUUAUUUAAUCGGAAAAUUCUAAAAAAAUGACCUCGCUAUUGUUAAAAUUUCAACAUUUUACAGUCCGUACUCAAUAUUCGGAUACGGCAUUUCACGAGUUGCUAAUGAUGGGAUUUAUAUGUUUUUUUUUUAAUAUGGAAUUUAAUCUGAAAAUGAUGCCUCAUAGUUUUCAAUGCUUCUUAAUAAAGUAAAUUUGGACCUGAUUGGUACAGAGAGUGUAAUGAUUAACAAAGAUGCUUUAUAUACUUUGGUGACACCUCUACUAACCUAUUAAUAAGUCACUCAGCCAAUUUAGGAUAUUGUCUACGAUUAAAUCAAGCUGUGGCCUUAGUUUAACUAGUACUGGGAAUAUCUGCAAUAUCCAACCUAAAUAAAAUUUAUUUAGCCGUAAGCAUUGUAUCAAAAGGUAUUUAAACCUGAAUAUGAUACUCAACCUAAGAAUCAAAUUAUAAUAUUGCCAGUCAGCUAUUAAUAUACUCUAAAAUGGCCUAAUGAUUGCGUAGGAAACACUUUAUCAAUGACCUGGAGUGUUGAUAAAUAUGCAACGAUCCCUUCAAUAUUUUCAUUAGAUAGCUCAAGUUAAUCUAGCACUUUAACUGUAGUUCCUACAAACUCUGAUAUCGGGUCAUACACCAUAAGAUUUAAGUUUACAUCAACUGUUGACUCUACAGUUUCAACUGAAGAUACAUUUUUAGUCACAAUCUAUCCUGAAACUUCAUUUGACUAAGAAAUAAUAAUAAAUGAAUGCAAUAUGCCUAUUUUUCCUGCAUUUUUUGAUGGCUCAGCAUCAGUCUAAUAGACCUCAAUGUCAAUGGAUAAAUAAGGAAAUCUAAUAGCUCUGUGCGGUUCAACUGUUACAAGCAAUAAUCAGUAUCCAUCUAAAAAAUCAAGUUUCAUUAGUCUCUAUACGAAGGGAAUGGCAUUUAUAUUUUGGCAAACUAUUGAAAUAGGAAUCUAAGGAAGCGAAGUUAAUAAUUGCAUAUUUUCAGAUUAGAGUAAUCUGUUUACUUCGAUAUAAUCAGAAUUAGAUUCAGAUAAAUCUUAAAUACAUCUCUUCUAGCAUUCAAGCUCAGGAUAACUAAUUAACUCAAAACAGCUCAGUCACUUGUCUAGAGCAUUAAACUUAAACUAUUUCUACAUUGAUCCUGAAUAAGAAGAUUAAUAUAUUGGGUUCACUAUGACAGAUACAUAAUUCGGUGUUCAUCUACCUACUUAGAACUCAAAAAGUUAGUUUGUCAUUUUAAAAUUAGAUUCAGCCUACACUCCUUUGUUUCUCAGAACUUACUCUGCUACUUUUCAUGCAUAGGUUUGUAGCUUUCUACUUAAUAAACUAGACAACACACUCUAUGCAGUUUUCACUUUAGAGGUAACUACUUGGAAAAUUGGAGCGAUGAAAGUUAGUUCAAUUGAUGGUAAUUUAAAUUGGGCAUAUGCACUUAGUGGCUCAAGUUCGUAUUAAACUAUCUCUAGCUCAUUUCCAGCUUAAAACGAAAUUGAAUUGAUAGCAAAUAAUCCUUAUGUAUGCUUCAGCAUGGAAUCAACUGCUUCAACAACAGGAUUCGAGCUGUGUACUGUAUUACUCAAGCUCUUAGAAUUAUCUCAUUUAAGCAGUAGUUACUACAUCAGAUUCACAUUUAAGGUUUAUUGA